Messenger RNA from Dermacentor silvarum, 2262 nucleotides. RefSeq lists its product as uncharacterized. NCBI's taxonomy places the organism in Eukaryota, Metazoa, Arthropoda, Arachnida, Ixodida, Ixodidae. The record is from RefSeq and is a predicted model, not a curated record. The transcript has 3 exons. Bases 1 to 2262 code for a protein of 753 amino acids.
AUGCAGAUGCAGACGCGCCUGCUAGAUGAGCCGAAUCUCACACUCGAAACCGCGGUGUCGACUGCUCUCGCCAUGGAGUCUGCCAAGCGCGACGCGUCGGAGCUCUGCUUAACGGAAGGGGCUGUUCCUGCAAGAGAGAGAGAAAAACUUGACGACUCGCACCACAGCACACCCAAGUCAGUACAGCGCAGCGCCGUUUCUUCAUCUGACGAAGAAACUGUCUACAACAUGUGGAACUUGGUCGCAAGGCCCAGUGUUCCUGAACCUAAACCUUUCACGGUGCAGCUGGAAGUACAGGGGCGUCCAUUCAGAAUGGAACUCGACACUGGGGCGAGUGUGUCCAUCAUUGGAGAAUCAACUUUGCACCGUCAAUUUCCGUCGCUACCUCGUCAACCAUCCAAAGUCCAGCUCAGAAGUUACUGUGGUGACCUCAAGCCUGUGGCUGGAAGGAAUUGGAUUGAGGCACUGAACAUACCUGUGUUCAAUGUCACUGAUGUCAGUGCUUUGAGUGAUGUCGAGCAACUAAUUGACCAACACUCCAUAUUGUUUUCCGAUGGUCUAGGAACAUUUCAGGGCGUGUCAGUUAAGCUGUCAGUCCAAGAGGGAGCAAAUCCACGCUUCUUCAAGGCUCGUACAGUUCCGUUUACACUAGUGGACAAGGUGUCUGAAGAGCUGUUGAGACUGCAGCGAGAAGACAUCCUGGAGGCAGUCGCUUCAUCUGAAUGGGCAGCACCAAUUUUGCCAGUGUUAAAGGAUGGUAGCCUUCGCAUUUGUGGGGAUUACAAGGUGACGGUUAAUCCGGUUGCUGUUGUUGAUAAGUACCCAAUCCCUAAAGCAGAAGAACUGUGGGCCAGGCUCUCGGGUGGGGUCAAGUUCACCAAACUUGAUCUCAAGGAUGCUUACCAGCAAUUAGUUUUGGAGCCCACUUCAAGGAAGCUCACUACCAUCAACACACCAAAGGGGCUAUUCCAAUACAAGAGGCCACCUUUCGGAGUCUCAGCAGCGCCAUCCAUUUUUCAGCGAGAGAUGGAGACUCUCCUUCAGGGCCUACAUCACGUCGUAGUAUACUUUGAUGAUAUCCUGGUGACUGGCACGGAUGACAAAGAUCACCUCAACAACCUUGGCAAGGUUUCCCAAAGAAUGGAAGAAAGAGGACUCAAGCUGAAAUACAACAAGUGUAAGUUUAUGAUGGAUAGUGUGGAGUACCUCGGUCACAUCAUUGACGCUGAUGGACUACACACGGCACCACACAAGGUUGAAGCAGUCAUAAAGGCUCCCGUACCAAGCAAUGUAAAGGAGCUACAGAGUUUCCUAGGGCUGGUAAACUAUUACAGGAGGUUUAUGCCCAACCUUUCUGCUGUACUUCAUCCAUUGCAUCAACUGCUGUCAGCUGGAACCUCGUGGUGCUGGAAGAAAGAACAAGAGGACGCAGUAGCUGAAGCCAAACGACUUCUCCCUUCAGCCCCAGUCCUAGCGCAUUAUGUUCCCAAGCAAGAACUUGUACUUACCUGCGAUGCUUCUUCUUUUGGGCUUGGAGCUGUGCUGUCCCAGCGUGAUGCUCAGGGUAUGGAGCGUCCCAUUGGGUUUGGAUCCAGGAGCCUACAGCCAGCCAAAAAAAACUAUUGUCAACUGGACAGAGAAGCACUGGCAUUCAUUUUUGCUGUCACAAAGUUCCGGCAGUACCUUUGGGGAAGACGUUUUGAAGCUGUCACUGACCACAAGCCGUUACUCCGACUGUUCGGCCAUGACAAGGCCAUUCCAGGUCGCAGCUCUCCAAGAAUUAUACGGUCGGCCCUCAUGUUGUCUGCCUAUGACUACACCCUGGUUUAUCAGCCAGAACAGACCAUAUGUCAUGCGGCCGGACUGAGCCGGUUGCCAUUGGAAACAAAGAAUUUUCCGGUGGAAGCUCCUGCGGAUGUAUUUAUGUUGGAAGGCAAAUAUCCACGCGUUUUGUCGUCCACAGCCAUUGCCCAGGCAUCAAGCAAAGAUCCUGUUUUGUCAAGGAUCCGUGACAAUUUGCUGUAUGGUGGCCAGCUGCCCCAUGAGCCGGAAUGGAGACAUUACAAGAGUCAUGAAAAUGAGCUCAGCCUGCAGGACGGUUCCAUUUUUGGGGGAAUGAGGGUGGUCAUUCCCCCGUCACUUAGACGAGAAGUACUUGAACUCCUUCAUGAGGGUCACCCUGGCAUCGAAAAAAUGAAAGCUCUUGUCCGAAGCCAUGUGUGGUGGCCUGGUGUCGACGAUAUGACAUCACAGACAAAGUGA